AUGAAAUUGGAAGGGUUCGAGCCUAAUGAUUUCACAUGGAACGCAAUGAUAGCAGGGCAUGCUAGGAGUGGGAAUUAUAAUGGCGCGGUUGAGUAUUUUUCUAUGAUGAGUGAAGAAGGAUUAGUUCCAGAUUUGGUUAUUUGGAAUGCGAUUAUUUCGGGUUUUGUUCAAGGUGGAAGGGCUCAGGAAGCUAUGGAGUUGUUCCAUGAUAUGUUAAUAGCUGGGAUUAAGCCUAAUCAGGUGACAGUAACGGGGCUUCUCCCUGCGUGCGGGAUGAUUUGUUCAAUAGCUUGUGUCCAUGGUGGUCUAGACAAGAAAGGCAUGGAAAUUUUCUUGACCAUGUGGGACUCGUACAGUGUUGAAGCAAAUAAAGAGCAUUAUGCUUGUGUCGUUGAUCUCCUUUGCCGGUGUGGUAGGAUAGAGGAGGCUUAUGAUGUUGUUGAACAAAUGCCACUGGAAGUAACAGAGUCAGUGGUUGGGGCUUUCUUCAACGGUUGCAAGAUCCACGAAAGGAGAGAUCUUGCAGAAAAGAUGGCUAAAUAUUUGUCGGUGGACCUGAAAAAACCCGGAGAUUUUGUAACAAUAUCGCAUAUAUAUGCUUCCAAAGGAGACUGGGGAGAGGUUCAGAAUGUGAGGAAGGUGAUGAAGGAUAAGAGAGUUUAUAAGAAGCCUGGCUCCAGUUGGUUUUCGAUUGAAUCUUCCUUCAGUAGAAAGUUUUUGUCACUUUUCGCCUCUCCUCGACAUGCCACCCAAAGGAUUACAGAGACGAAGGGGACUGAAGGUGGCGGGAGGAACGACGUGAGGAUUGAAAUGGGUGAACAUGAUGUACAAGCACUUGAUCUUCAAAAUGUGCCCAUACUUUACCAAAAAACUCAAAUGUUAUUCGUUAUCUCAUGGUUUCUUGAAAUAUUCGUUGCUUACGUGAUUUAUCUGGGGUUUAAGAAUAUGGGCCGGGGUAGAGCGAAGGGGAAGAAACUAUCUGUAACUAACCAGGAUGAUCCUGGGAGCGGUGAGGAAGAGAAAAUUCCGGCACAGAAGAGAAGGGGAAGGCCACAGAAAUCACUCAAAGACGAGAUGGACGAGGACAAAACACAGAAAAUAGGAAAUGAAGAUAGUGAGGACACAACUGGUGUACUGAACAAAGAAAUGAGAGGUUCAAAUGCGGCACAGAAUGGGAAUAAAAGAAUAAGGAACGGCCAAUCGAAGGAGAAAGCUGAUUCAGUUGAAGAUGAUGAUGAAAAUGGGACUAGAUCAAGCACCGAGGACUCGAACAAAUCAAAUGGCUUUCGUCAAGCUCGUAAUAGGCGAAAAAAUAAACCCUGUCGAGCUGCUGAAGUAGGUGUGGAUUCGAUCAUGUUUUAG
Messenger RNA from Fraxinus pennsylvanica, 1362 nucleotides. The record is from the annotation of a GenBank genome assembly. NCBI's taxonomy places the organism in Eukaryota, Viridiplantae, Streptophyta, Magnoliopsida, Lamiales, Oleaceae.